Messenger RNA from Paramecium octaurelia, 340 nucleotides. The record is from the annotation of a GenBank genome assembly. NCBI's taxonomy places the organism in Eukaryota, Ciliophora, Oligohymenophorea, Peniculida, Parameciidae.
AUGAAUUUCAAUAACAACAGAAGAGUCACUCUAUUUCAGAUUCUGGGAAGAAGUAGACUCAAUAAGAAGCAAUCACCAAAACAUAAGAAGUCAAGCACAAUUGACCAUGUCUAAUUACCACAUUUAUACGACAACUUCCUCACUGAGCAUACAUUAGGUCUUGGUUAUGAGAAAUAAUAAAAAUCUAUCAAAAUUAAAGAUGAUUUUCCAGCAAAUACAUCUCUAAGUGUUUCAGCCAGAUCACCUGUACGACUAAAAACAGUAUUGCAAUCAGGUUAAAUCAAUAUCAAAAUAGAUUAGUUGCUUAACAGAAAGAAAUAUACGUCGAGUAUACAUAUGA